This is a messenger RNA of Xenopus laevis (African clawed frog), 1420 nucleotides long. RefSeq names its product ring finger protein 11 S homeolog (gene rnf11.S). The record is from RefSeq and is a predicted model, not a curated record. Bases 289 to 747 code for a protein of 152 amino acids. Lineage: Eukaryota; Metazoa; Chordata; Amphibia; Anura; Pipidae. Gene Ontology annotation, biological process: ubiquitin-dependent protein catabolic process. Gene Ontology annotation, cellular component: ubiquitin ligase complex; nucleus; cytoplasm. Gene Ontology annotation, molecular function: ubiquitin protein ligase activity. The transcript is spliced from 3 exons.
CCCUGGCCCCGCCCACCCAGACACAAACACUGGGGGGGGGGAACUCUCGGCUGGCGAUGAUGUCACGGUCCGUCUGUGACCGCUGUGUUUAGUGAUGGCGGAGGAGGGUUCGUCAAUUGGCGGAGGGGAGCGAGGGUAAAGCAGCCAUUGAUAUCGCUUGCACUGUACUCAGUCGGGCUGCAGUGAGCUGGCAACGUCCUAAAGGUGAGGAGGCCUGCGGGAAGGCUUUUCCAAGUGACCGCUGAAUAGCCGAAGGGGAGGCCUUAGCUAAGAAGCCCCCACGGCGAGAUGGGCAACUGCCUCAAGUCCCCGACUUCUGAUGAUAUCUCCCUGCUACACGAGUCGCAGUCUGACCGUGCCAGCUAUGGGGAAGGGAACGACCAGGAGCCUCCGCCCCCAUACCAGGAGCAAGCUCCAGUCCCAGUGUAUCACCCAACCCCAAGCCAGACCCGCCUAGCAACACAGCUUACUGAAGAAGAACAAAUAAGAAUAGCACAGAGGAUAGGACUUAUACAGCACCUGCCUAAAGGAGUCUAUGAUCCUGGAAGAGACGGAUCUGAGAAAAAGAUUAGAGAAUGUGUAAUCUGUAUGAUGGACUUUGUAUAUGGUGAUCCAAUCCGGUUUCUACCCUGCAUGCACAUUUACCAUAUGGACUGUAUAGACGACUGGCUAAUGAGAUCGUUUACUUGCCCUUCCUGCAUGGAACCCGUGGAUGCAGCGUUGCUCUCGUCAUAUGAGACUAAUUAAACCCUACAGGUCCUGGCGCACACAACAAAGACCAUUACUUCUAAGGGGGUUCUCUCUUCCUUGGUCUUCUGAGCCCAAAGAACCAAAGGAUAAGAUUUAGAAAAAUGCACAAAGAUCUCCAAAAUGUCUUAUCAACCGGCAGUCUAAAAAAAAAAUGACACCUAGAGAGUACUGUGUGGCACACUCGGCCCGCAAUUUCUUACCACAGCUUCCUGAAUAUAUGGAAUUAUGCACUUGAACUAGUGUCUACCCCUUACAAGUGUCACCCUUGAAGACAUGGCCUCUACUUCAGUACUUCAGCCAUAUUCCCUGUUUCCCCUUUAAUUCUCGUGCACACCGCCCUUGUUCUGCUUUAAUAGUCUGUUCAUGUGUUUGUGUAUAAGGGGCGGUGAGGAUGUUUAUCUCUGGGGAGAGAACACUACAAUAUUUGCAGGGGAUCUUCUUCUCUAAUGGAUAAUGGAUCCUGAAAUGAAAGUCAGAAUAUUCAGGCCAAAGUUACUGCAAGAAGCACAGAACUGCAGUUUAAUUCAAAAAUUUCCAGUCGCUGGAGAAAUGUUAAACAUUUUAACAGACUCGAUGCCCUACUCCUGGUGUUUCCUGGAAUCAGUUUUGGAUUGAGACACUUAGAGGCCCAUUUAUCAAAGACCGAAUUUAUCUCAUUAUUUUCUAAAAA